AAAGCCCAACUCCCUAAAGACCAUCUCGCGCUCCAAGAACUAUGAAAAAGAAGGAUGUGAAGAACGUACUCUGGAAGUCAAAAUGUUCAACGACGGAGGACGGGACCUUCAAUUAAAGUGCGAAUAUAAAGAAAACGGCGCAUGACCAUUUGGAAACAUUGUCUCAAUAUUAGACGUCUUCGCCGGUUUGUAUUCAAUCGCUUCCGUUCACCAUGGAUCAUUUUGACAAAGGAGCGUAAAGAAAUAAGGACAGACCACAGCAGGUUUCCUUUUUAGUCCGUAGGGGUUUUAAAUGCGUUAAUGUGGAGGUUUUUAGUCAUGUCAUGACGCACGGGGCUUAUGCGCAUUCGCGGCGGUAAAUGUGGACACAUCAGAGGGUCCUCCGCUUACUUUCUUAAUAUUUUGUUUUUAUAAAUCAACUUUGUGACAUUUGGAUGAUAUAACGGGAAGCUCUUACUGCGAUAUCGCCCACAUUUGUACCGAGCGCACCACGGAGUGACCAAAGACACGGUUCAACUCAGAAACCUUUCCGAGCCAUUUCAAGGAUUUAUUGCUUUUGAUUUGAGUUUAAUUCGUAAUAUACGGACCAAACCUAACGCUUUAUGAGUGGAUGUUACAGCUUGACCAUUUUUAACUCUUUCAUUCACUUUUGAUCGGAAAGCGGAUACGGACUUCGUCGCUUCCACCCCACACACGCGUACUAAGUCACUUUGCUUCGGGAAAUUGCGUUAAAAAUGAAAAGGUUGCCGUUUCAAGUGCUUUAUUUCGUGUGCCUCAUCCUCGCGAUCCGCUGCACACCGGCACCGGACACCGAAACCCCGAGCAUCACCACGACCUGCGCGUCCUGCGGGCUCAGCCAGACGGACGGAACCCCACGGGUGGAUGUGGGCUUCUUGGAGGCGGUGAAAAGACACAUUCUGAGUCGGUUACAGAUGAGGAACAGACCCAACAUCACGCACCCCAUCCCGAAGGCGGCCAUGGUGACUGCGCUCAAGAAGCUCCACGCCGGGAAAGUGCGCGCGGACGGGAGAGUGGAGAUUCCGAACGUGGACGGGCACGGCGCGUCCUCGAACGAAGUGGAGGAAGAAACUUCAGAAAUCAUCAGUUUCGCCGAGACAGAUGAGUUACUGACCUCCAAAACCAGCUUGUUUUUCGUCAUCUCCAAUGAGGGAAACCAGAACCUGUAUGUGACGCAGGCCAACCUGUGGCUGUACUUCAAAGUGAUGCCUAAUGUUCUAGAGAAGGGCUCUCGGCGGAAGGUGACGGUGAAGGUGUAUUCUCAGGAGCCGGGUUUUGGGAGCAAAUGGAACCUGGUGGAGAAACGGGUGGAGCUGAAACGCAGCGGCUGGCACACCUUCCCUCUGACGGACACCGUGCAGCUGGUCUUCUCCAAGGGCGAUCGACGGCAGAACCUGGACGUGAGGUGCGAGGGCUGCGAUAGCGUUGGGGUCCAGCCCGUGCUGGUGAACGCGGCCGACGAGUCCCAUCGUCCCUUCCUGGUGGUUCAGGCGAGAGCGGCGGACAACAAACAUCGCAUCCGUAAGCGAGGCCUGGAAUGUGACGGCAGCAACAGUCUUUGUUGCCGCCAGCAGUUCUACAUCGACUUCCGGCUCAUCGGGUGGAACGACUGGAUCAUCGCCCCGUCGGGAUACUUUGGGAAUUUUUGCGAGGGGAACUGUCCCGCGUACAUGGCCGGGGUGCCGGGCUCGGCUUCGUCGUUCCACACCGCCGUGGUGAAUCAGUACCGCAUGCGGGGCAUGAGCCCGGGUUCCAUGAACUCUUGUUGUAUCCCGACCAAACUCAGCACCAUGUCCAUGCUGUACUUCGACGACGAAUACAACAUCGUGAAGCGUGACGUGCCCAAUAUGAUCGUAGAGGAGUGCGGAUGUGCUUGAGUACUCGCUAAAGAGAACACUAAAAUAUUCUAGUCCAAGUCAUAUUUAUAAACGUCAUCUGCGCUCACACACCGAGCUCCACCACGCGUGCACAAAUCUUUGUACAUAUAUUUAUGUUCUUUAAUGUCGCCCGAGAGACGCAUUCGUCUUGAUUUGUAUGACACUUUGGGCAGAAUGCGUUUUUGUCUUCUACUUCUCUGCUUUUCAAUUGUUCAAAGUGAAUGCGAAAAAGCGCAGGCAUUAAAACACAAGAACGCAUUCUAUGUGAACAGCCCGUAAGCUCCGUAUCAAAGGGACUUUAUCAUGUUUUAGCUGUUUGCUUCUGAAAAGGAGACCAACCGGCAGACGGAUGAGAGCUGAAGUGUAAGAACUGUUUGGGAUUCUUUUUAUACGUAUAACACCAGCUCAGAACUGAAUCGCAAAGCACUGACCAUCUCAUCAAAACAACACCAGCACUUCCAACAUCAACACCGGAUCAAUGUCUCACGCUCUUCACGAUGGGAUCUAAACAGGUUGAAAAUAAACUCUACUAAAACAAGCGAGUUUGCCGUACAGCGUUCAGUCGUUGUGCAUUACAGCACUAGUAAACGCACAAUUAAUAGCACUUGCAGACGAAAAGGCCUCAAUGAAGGUUCUGGUACAGGUUCCCGCUCUCAGUUCUUCUUAAAUAAGUGCCACACAAGCUAUGCAAUGUACAGUAGCGACACACUUUCACCGCUCCAACUCUUCUCAAUACUUGAAACUUUGGCUUUCUUCUCUGAGCGGAUUGUUCUAACCAUGUUUGCACUGACGUUGCAUUAUUCACAAGGAAGAAAAGCUGCCAUUGGACAAAAUUUAAAAAACAAAGUUAUUUUUAUAAAAAAGCAAUUGAAGUGUAUUAUGACCGAAUCAUGGAACCAAAGAGGCCAAGAUUUUAGCUGUUGUGAGACGGAUUCUUUCGUCAAAUGCUUUUUAUAAAUGCGCGAGAGGCCUAAACUACGUAUCAGGGUACAGUAGAAUGGAUUCCAUUUACCGUUGUUGUCACAAGUAGAUUUCAUAUUUUUCCAUCGACAUCAUAUUUUCUAUUUAAUAUUUCUAGCGUCUAUCCCGGGAUCAUUUUGAAUCAAAAACAUGCCAUCUCUGUACAGCUUAUGUAAGAUAAAGAAUGCUGAAAUAUUUUGUUCUUUGUAACUGUUAUUAAAUAAAUUUCUUAUUCUGCA
Triplophysa dalaica is the source of this 3094-nucleotide messenger RNA. RefSeq names its product inhibin beta B chain. Gene Ontology annotation, cellular component: extracellular region. The record is from RefSeq and is a predicted model, not a curated record. Gene Ontology annotation, biological process: SMAD protein signal transduction; BMP signaling pathway. The transcript is spliced from 2 exons. Lineage: Eukaryota; Metazoa; Chordata; Actinopteri; Cypriniformes; Nemacheilidae. The coding region runs from base 735 to 1895 and encodes 386 amino acids. Gene Ontology annotation, molecular function: cytokine activity; growth factor activity.